UCUUCAACAGCGACAAAAGGCUUCUGAUUCAACGAACGUGUUGCUUUGCUAGCGAACAUAAAGUUGAGUCUUUGAAGCUCUUUAGACCAAUCUUGUGUAUAUUACUCUUAGUGUUUUGAAUAUAAUUAUGUUUACCCAUCUACUAGUUCAUUUUAACGUCAUUUGCUCUUUAAAUUAGCAAAUGUGUUACUAAAUUGAUACUGCAUUAGGCUAAUCGACCGGAGCAUGAGCUCACAAAGCUCGACCGAGAAAGAACCUCUGGUGAAAGGAGAGGAAGAAGCUUUCAGGAUGAAAAGGGAGGAAGAGGACGCUAUCACAUUGAAAGAAGAAGAGGAUGAUAUUACAGUGAAAGAGGAAGAUGGGAAAGAGGUUGUCAAAGUGGAAGGGGAGGAGGUAGCAGCUUUCAGAAUCAAAAAGGAGGAAGAUGCCGUAACAUUGAAAGAAGAGAAUGUAGUGAAAGAAGAGGAAGAACCUUUUAGAGUAAAAGAGGAAGAGGAGGCUAUCUCAAUAAAAAAGGAGGAAGACGUUUUGGGAGUGAAAGCGGAGGAGGCUGAAGAUCAGACUACCACCAGAGAGAGACGUGACUAUCGUGGAUCCUCUGGGGAGCCUCAACAACCACCUGAUGCUGACGAGGCAGAGAAGAGUCUCUCCAGAUCAGAACACCAGAUGGACAAUGCUAGCCCUUCCUCCCUGCUGCAGUCCCUGUGUCGUGCCUCUCCCAGUAGCGCCUUACUGCUGGGUAUGAAGAGGUUGUCUGUGCUGCUGGUGGACUGCAGGAAAACAACGGGGCUGAGUGGAACUGUGAGAGGAGGAGAAGAGAAGAAAGGAUCAGAUUUGACUCACCGAAGAGAAAGACCAGACUCAGUGGAACCAGAGCCAGGGACGUCCAAACCCGCAAGACGACACCAGUGCUCCUACUGUGGAAAGGGUUGUAACGGGUUAUGGGCCCUGAAACGACAUGAGAGAAUACACACAGGGGAGAAGCCUUAUCACUGCUCCCAGUGUGGCAAGUGUUUUAACCAUUUAGGGAACCUGAAACUACAUGAGAGAAUACACACAGGGGAGAAGCCUUACCACUGCUCCCAGUGUGGCAAGUGUUUUAACCGGUUAGGGAGCCUGAAACAGCAUGAGAGAAUACACACAGGGGAGAAGCCUUACCAGUGCUCCCAGUGUGGAAAGUGUUUCUACUGGUCAGGGGAUCUGAAGAAACAUGAGAGAAUACACACAGGGGAGAAGCCUUACCACUGCUCCCAGUGUGGGAAGAGUUUUAGCGAGUUAUUUCACCUGAAAAGACAUGAGAGAAUACACACGGAGAAGCCUUACCACUGCUCCCAGUGUGGAAAGUGUUUCAACCAGUCAUGGAAGCUGAAACAGCAUGAGAGAAUUCACACGGAGAAGCCUUUUCACUGCUCUCAGUGUGGCAAGUGUUUUAAUCAGUUAGGGAACCUGAAACAGCAUGAGAGAAUACACACGGAGAAGCCUUUUCACUGCUCUCAGUGUGGCAAGUGUUUUAAUCAGUUAGGGAACCUGAAACAACAUGAGAGAAUACACACGGAGAAGCCUUUUCACUGCUCCCAGUGUGGAAAGUGUUUCAACCAGUCAGUGAAGCUGAAACGGCAUGAGAGAAUUCACAAAAGGGAGCCUUACCACUGCUCCCAGUGUGGCAAGUGUUUUAAGCAGUUCGGGAACCUGAAACUACAUGAGAGAAUACACACAGGGGAGAAGCCUUACCACUGCUCCCAGUGUGGCAAGUGUUUUAAUCAGUUAGGGAACCUGAAACGGCAUGAGAGAAUUCACAAAAGGGAGAAGCCUUACCACUGCUCCCAGUGUGGCAAGUGUUUUAAGCAGUUCGGGGAACUGAAACUACAUGAGAGAAUACACACGGGAGAUGCCUUACCAUUGCUCCCUGUGUGGAAAGUGUUUCAACCAGUUAGGGCACCUGAAACAACAUGAGAGAAUACACACAGGGGAGAACCCUCACCACUGCUCCCAGUGUGGAAAGAGUUUUAACCAUUUAUAGAACCUGAACGUUCAUGAGCUAAUACACACAGUUAAAUGUUUUUCCAGAAUCCACACAGGAGAGAGAAAUUACUUCUCUUAGCAUGUAUAUUGAUAUUUCACUUCUCAUUUUUCUUACAAUUCAUCAGAGAACAAACACAGUGCUCCCGUUGUCUUAUAUUGUUGACUGAUAAUGUGUUUACCUGUUUUUACCAGAUGAAAUUGCUUCUUCCAAUUAUUGAUAAACAUGUACAUGUUAAGAAAGGGACUGUUAGAACUGUUCCAUGGAUUGAUGAGGAAUUUAAAAACUGUAUGUUUGAAAGAGUUGGGGCAAAAGGAGUGGCUAAUAAGUCUGGCUGCACAUCUGGCCGGCUGUUUUAUGUACUGCAAAUUGAGAAAUUAUGUGA
Messenger RNA from Oncorhynchus mykiss (rainbow trout), 2405 nucleotides. NCBI's taxonomy places the organism in Eukaryota, Metazoa, Chordata, Actinopteri, Salmoniformes, Salmonidae. The record is from RefSeq and is a predicted model, not a curated record.